AUGCCUCGGACCCGGAAAUCCGCCACUCGGCCUAGCCAAUCUCUCCAGUCGACUCUCUCCUUCAACAACAAGUCCGCGCGGGUGACGAAGCCGAGCGCCAAUGCGCAGAGAGACGAGCACAGCGCUUCGGCGAAGAAGCUGGUAGAGGUCGCGGACAGAGACAGGUUGCAGACUGAGCCGGAGGUGGUGGAGGUUAAGAAUGAAUUGACCUUAGAGGAGACGGAGGAGGGCUCGCAAGAUAUCAAGGCGGAGGUAGCGGUACCAAGUCAAAGUGUAGAGCCGGAAGAGGCAGAACAGGAAGAGGAGGUAGAAGAGGAGAUCGAGGUGGAGGUCAAGACGAGGUCCAGAAGGAAGCAAAAGGCCCAAGCUGCCGGGGACAAGGACCAGCGUGAACUCGCAGCCGAGAAAGUCACGGAUUCGCAACUGAAGAAAUACUGGCAGGCCGAGGAGGACAGUCGGCUUGCUCCUAGAGUCCCGAAUCCCCUUUCAUCCUUCUAUUCCCUUGAAAAACAUCUUCCCAGUCCGUCAACCUUGCCUGCAAAUUCCCCUGCCAUGCCCAUACUAACCCAUACCCCCACAACAGUGCACCAAUCCGACCUGUCCCUCCACGAAAAGAUCCUGCGCCACUUCGACCUCUCGUCCCAAUACGGUCCGUGCAUCGGCAUCCCGCGUCUCCAGCGCUGGCGGCGCGCAAACACACUCGGUCUCGAGCCGCCCGUCGAAGUCCUCGCGGUCCUGCUGAGAGAACAAGACGGCGCCAAAACCCAAGGGUGCGGCAAGAUGGCCUACAUUGACGAGUUGAGCGGUGGUCGGGUCGUUUUGGUCGAGUAA
Messenger RNA from Fonsecaea monophora, 831 nucleotides. RefSeq lists its product as hypothetical. The coding region runs from base 1 to 831 and encodes 276 amino acids. Gene Ontology annotation, cellular component: delta DNA polymerase complex. Gene Ontology annotation, molecular function: DNA-directed DNA polymerase activity. Lineage: Eukaryota; Fungi; Ascomycota; Eurotiomycetes; Chaetothyriales; Herpotrichiellaceae. Gene Ontology annotation, biological process: DNA synthesis involved in DNA repair; DNA-templated DNA replication. The transcript is spliced from 2 exons. The record is from RefSeq and is a predicted model, not a curated record.